AUGGGGAAUGACGCCCCAUGCAACGUUAUUGGGAUUGCUGAAGGUGAAGUUCUCAAGGUUUCAAAAGGUGCUCUGGUCUUGAUGAAAGGAACAAGACGUGGGACUCUCUAUUACUUGCAGGGUUCAAUUAUGAAGGGGUCUGUAGCAGUUUCUAAUUCAUUAUCCGACGAUGAUGUCACCCGUUUAUGGCAUAUGCGUCUCGGCCAUAUGAGUGAGAAAGAUAUGACCAUUCUGAGCAAAAGAGGUCUUCUUGGUAAAACUGGUAUGGGUAAACUUUACUUUUGUGAUCAUUGCGUUUUUGGGAAACAGAAGAGAGGUAGUUUCUCCAUAGCAAAACACCGUACACAGGGCAUUCUUGAUUAUAUUCAUUCGGAUUUAUGGGGUCCCUCCAAAGUUCCUUCCCUUGGAGGAAAACGUGUUGACUUUCAUUGA
Molecule: messenger RNA, 432 nt
Organism: Lycium barbarum (goji berry)
Lineage: Eukaryota; Viridiplantae; Streptophyta; Magnoliopsida; Solanales; Solanaceae
Exons: 2
Coding region: 1-432 (143 amino acids)
Source: RefSeq, a predicted model, not a curated record